Messenger RNA from Nycticebus coucang (slow loris), 4330 nucleotides. RefSeq names its product proprotein convertase subtilisin/kexin type 2 (gene PCSK2). Gene Ontology annotation, molecular function: serine-type endopeptidase activity. Bases 352 to 2268 code for a protein of 638 amino acids. NCBI's taxonomy places the organism in Eukaryota, Metazoa, Chordata, Mammalia, Primates, Lorisidae. The record is from RefSeq and is a predicted model, not a curated record. Gene Ontology annotation, cellular component: trans-Golgi network; Golgi membrane. The transcript is spliced from 12 exons. Gene Ontology annotation, biological process: protein processing.
GGUGCUCUCCUCCGGCCCCUGUGGAACUGGAGCUGAGGAGGAGCUGAAAAUGCAGAUUUAGCAUCAAGCACAGACACACACUCGCUCUUUCUCUCCGGUACACACGGCUCCCCACAUUCGCACCCCUGCCCGCGAGCCGGGACGCCUGACUGCACGACGUCCCAGCCAGCCAAAUGCUGGAGAACACACACUGAUUUGCUGCUUCCCAAGCGCCUAUUCGGUCUCUUUCUUUAUACAAAGAUUUUUUUUAACUAUAUACAUAUAUAGUUUUUUUAUUUGCACCGUCCCUCUGGGUCCCCUGCUCUGCCAGCCGGCGCGCCUCCUGGCACCACUUUUCACUCCCAAAGAAGGAUGGAGGGUGGUUGUGUCUCCCCGUGGAAGGCGGCUGCGGGGCUCCUCUUCUGUGCCAUGGUUUUUGCAUCUGCUGAGAGACCCGUCUUCACGAAUCAUUUUCUUGUGGAGUUGCAUAAAGGGGGAGAGGAAGAAGCUCGCCAAGUCGCAGCAGAACACGGCUUCCGAGUCCGAAAGCUCCCCUUCGCUGAAGGCCUGUACCACUUUUAUCACAAUGGCCUUGCAAAAGCCAAGAGAAGACGUAGCCUACACCACAGGCAGCAGCUGGAGAGAGACCCCAGGGUAAAGAUGGCCUUGCAACAGGAAGGAUUUGACCGAAAAAAGAGAGGGUACAGAGACAUCAAUGAGAUUGACAUCAACAUGAACGAUCCUCUUUUCACGAAGCAGUGGUACCUGAUCAAUACCGGGCAAGCUGAUGGCACUCCUGGCCUUGAUUUGAAUGUGGCUGAAGCGUGGGAGCUGGGAUACACAGGGAAAGGUGUUACCAUCGGAAUUAUGGAUGAUGGGAUUGACUAUCUCCACCCAGACCUGGCCUCCAACUAUAACGCGGAAGCCAGUUACGACUUCAGCAGCAACGAUCCCUAUCCUUACCCUCGGUACACAGAUGACUGGUUUAACAGCCAUGGUACCCGAUGUGCAGGAGAAGUUUCUGCUGCAGCCAACAACAAUAUCUGUGGAGUCGGAGUGGCAUACAACUCCAAGGUCGCAGGCAUCCGGAUGCUGGACCAGCCCUUCAUGACGGACAUCAUCGAGGCCUCCUCCAUCAGCCACAUGCCGCAGCUGAUCGACAUCUACAGCGCCAGCUGGGGCCCCACGGACAACGGCAAGACAGUGGACGGGCCCCGGGAGCUCACACUGCAGGCGAUGGCCGACGGCGUGAACAAGGGACGCGGCGGCAAAGGCAGCAUCUACGUGUGGGCAUCUGGAGAUGGUGGCAGUUACGAUGACUGCAACUGUGAUGGCUACGCCUCUAGCAUGUGGACCAUCUCCAUCAACUCGGCCAUCAACGACGGCAGGACCGCCUUGUACGAUGAGAGCUGCUCCUCCACCCUGGCCUCCACCUUCAGCAAUGGGAGGAAGAGGAACCCCGAGGCCGGCGUGGCGACCACAGAUUUGUAUGGCAACUGCACUCUGAGGCAUUCUGGGACAUCUGCGGCUGCUCCCGAGGCAGCUGGCGUGUUUGCACUGGCUUUGGAGGCUAACCUGGGCCUGACCUGGCGAGACAUGCAGCAUCUGACUGUGCUCACCUCCAAACGGAACCAGCUUCAUGAUGAGGUCCAUCAGUGGCGGAGGAAUGGGGUCGGCCUGGAGUUUAAUCACCUCUUUGGCUACGGGGUCCUUGACGCAGGCGCCAUGGUGAAAAUGGCCAAAGACUGGAAAACCGUGCCUGAGAGAUUCCACUGUGUGGGAGGCUCCGUGCAGGAUCCUGAGAAAAUACCACCCACUGGCAAGUUGGUGCUGACCCUCACGACGGACGCAUGCGAGGGCAAGGAAAACUUCGUCCGCUACCUGGAGCACGUCCAAGCUGUCAUCACAGUCAACGCCACCAGGAGGGGAGACCUGAACAUCAACAUGACUUCCCCCAUGGGUACCAAGUCCAUCUUGCUGAGCCGGCGGCCAAGGGAUGAUGACUCCAAGGUGGGCUUUGACAAGUGGCCUUUCAUGACCACACACACGUGGGGGGAAGAUGCCCGGGGAACCUGGACCCUGGAGCUGGGCUUUGUGGGCAGUGCUGCCCAGAAGGGCGUGCUGAAGGAGUGGACCCUGAUGCUGCACGGCACGCAGAGCGCCCCCUACAUCGACCAGGUGGUGAGGGAUUACCAGUCCAAGCUGGCCAUGUCCAAGAAGGAAGAGCUGGAGGAAGAGCUGGACGAAGCCGUGGAGAGAAGCCUGAAAAGCAUCCUGAGAGAGAACUAGUGCCACAAACCCACCUCCCUGCCACCCUCCCUCCCGCCUCUGCCUCUGUCCUCGCUCCAUGUUCCUGGCAGGCACCUAGCGAUUACUGUCACCCACGCGAGCAAUCCUGUCUUCUCCAUCCGAAGCUUCGCUCACUGUCAAUGAUUAUUUUCAUUACAAUGGAAGCAAUCUUUUUAAUUCUAUGCCCCAAAUACAGUGUUCACACCAACAUCUCUGUCCUGCGUGUGACUCAAAGGUCUUUAUUUCUGUCAUUCAAAUGGUUGAUAAUCCUGCAAACAAAACUGGGACAACCUUCCCCUCAAAUUCCUAUUUCUGAGAAGAGAGAAGAAUGUGUUUAAAAAGAGCCACACAUGGCCACUCCGAAAUUGUCUGUCCAUGGUCUCAACUGAGGAGCUGUUACAUGUAAGAGAAAAUCAAAGCUGGGGACAGAGGGUGAGCUGUGUGUGUCUCCUAAAGCACAAGACAUGCCGUAAAUGGGGGAAGAAUGUUUUGAGUUUAGUGAGAUUUGUCAGGGACUAGAGUAAGGUGGUAUAAUCGUAAAGGGCCAUCCACAGAAAGCCCUAGUUAUUGAUUGGGAAAAAGAGAUUCAAAAAAUAUGAGCACUGGACCUUUCACCACCAAUAUCAAGGUCCUUUAACCAGCUGCUGCUCGGAGUCAUGGUGAAAAUAAGCUAGCGCAGCCCAGAUUUCUGUCAGUUUGUAUGGAGUUCAUCUCAACCCCAAUUUUCUGGGGCUCCCUACGCAGCUAUCCAAAAGAAAACAAUUAAAGCAAGUCUGACAUGUCUGGUGAAGGGUAGCUUACUGGUUUCUCAAACAGGAACAUCCCCUUUCCUAAGUCAUUUGGGGUCUUCAUCCUCUUGAUCUAAGUGAGAAGUGAGGUGAGUACAUUUUUUUUUUGAAAGCUGUACUCACAUAUACUUGGGCUAGAAUUUCCAAAAAAUAUAAUUUGAGAGUAAUAUCUAACUCCCUCGCGUUGUGAUUUCGUUGCUGUUUGGGACAAGGCAGAUGAAGUUGAUGAAGGGAGCAUGUUUCUAGAUACAAAUGUCCAACUUCGCAUGGACCUCCAUUCACACGGAGUCUCUUUGCCAAGAGGGGGCCAUGCCGACUCGUUCCAGAGUGUCUGGAGGCCCGAAGGAGGCUAGAGAAGACCUCUGUUAGGAAAGCACAUAGUCACCAUCUUGGCAACUGAGCAAUCCAGAACAUUUCACAUGCAACCCAAAGGUUACAGGUGUCAACCCCCAAAGACACCAUUUCAUGCCCAAAUAGUCAUUAAUCAAAGUGACCUGCUGUCACGUUGUUCAGCUGCCCAGGGAUUGGCCUCUCAUGUCCAAUCCCAAAGGAAGCCCUUUCCCCAGAAAUGGUUUGUUCUCAACAAGUCCUGGCUCCAUCCCUCCCUCCCAUGGGAGCAUGUGGCUUAGCCUGGAGCUCCCUUACUUGACCAGCGUCCUAAGAGCAUGGAGUUCCAUUGCCUGAAGGUGGCCACGUGAAGAGGGAGCUCUGAAAACCCCAUUUUCUUUCUUUUCACCCUCAUAUUGGCAUGAAUUUGUCUUCUUCUAACAUCUUGUAACCUUCUCGAUAUCAUGCUUUGAAAUGUAAUAAUAUGAUUUUUUAAAAGAAAUUUAUUACUUGUUGCAAAGGUCUUUUUAAAUCAGUCUAGAUUUAAAGAAAAAAUAAAUGGAAAUCAUUGACAAUUCAUUUCACAUUAAUGGUCUGAAAAUAAACCAAAGGACAUUAUGUGUGCAUGUGUGGAUAAGUGCACACAGAAAUGUAUACACACACGUAGACCAUAUAUAUGUGUGUAUACGUGUGUGUAUAUAUAAAUAUACACUUGUAUAAACAUAUAUACACACAUAUACCUAAAAUGUGUGUAUGUGUAUUUAUUAAAGAAACAGACACCACAUUCAUUGCUAAAAGAAUAUUCAGAGAAUAUCAAGAUGAUUCUGGCUAAAGAAAAAAGCCAGUGAAAAUUCAGGUGAAAAUGUUCAUUGAUUCCCAUGACGUCAUUUCUGUAAUUUUGCAGCUCUCUGUACAAACAUUAAAAGUCUUAUAUAGCAGCAAAAAUA